Messenger RNA from Adineta steineri, 2091 nucleotides. NCBI's taxonomy places the organism in Eukaryota, Metazoa, Rotifera, Eurotatoria, Adinetida, Adinetidae. The record is from the annotation of a GenBank genome assembly.
CUUAUCUGUAUUCAUUGUACACUCUUAGCCAUUGUCUACAAAGUUUAUUCAGUUGAACAAAUACCACUACCUAUUAGUAUUGCUUCUUGCUGGACUUUAUGGUCAAUUAUUGCUUGUUUUGUCACUCUCUUUCUGUUAAAAUUCGUAGUUGGUUCUUGUGCUGCUGGUGAGACAUAUCCAAUUGCAUCAUGGUCAUAUUUACAUAAGGUGUGGCUUCGUCAAUUAAUUGUAUCUAGUUUUCAUUAUGCUUGGUUGCUCCCAACUGGGCAUGAUUAUCUUUAUCCUUUUAUUCUCCGUUGGCUAGGUGCUCAAGUUGAAGAUGAUGUGAAACUCGCUGAGAUAGAUACUUUUCUAUCCUAUCCAACAAAUUUAUUAAAACUCGAAACAGGAGUCACUAGUUUUGCUGAUAUUUUAUUAGUUCCUACUGAGAUGACACUUCCAGGUGAUCAUCGUUUAGAUUGUAUAACACUCGGAUCUCAUACAAAUCUUGGCAAUUUUUGUUCAAUUUUGCCGGGCAGUCAUCUUGUAUCUUAUACUAUGGUUGGUAAUUUAACGCGAAUCACUCGAGAAACGAAUAGUAACAGUGGAGAUGUUUUCAUUGGCGUUCCAGCUCGUGCUAUGCCAUUUCAAAUGCCCUUUAGACAAGCAACGGAAGAUCAAAUUAAAACUAUUCCAUUUUGGAAAACUUGUUUUUCUCACUAUAUUAGUAAAUGUCUUCUCAUAGGUAUCUAUCUGUCAUGUGGUCUUGUUGGUGGAUCAAUCAUUCAUACAAUAACUGUUUGCAGUUUCUAUCGAUGGUCCUCAUAUGUAGACAAUAAAAUAAUCGAACAGAUAAUAGGAAAAUUAGGAGAAGAUCAUCGAAUUUUUAUUUGUUCAUUUCUUGGUAAUACACAAUGGCUAAUUCGGUUAUUUCGAGCAUAUGGUGCGAACAUCGGCAACAAUGUCAUCAUACCUGAUUUUGCUUCUAUUUUUGAUUACAAUUUGGUAACUAUUGGAGAUCAUGUUCGACUUAACACCAGUGCUGAUAUUUCGGGUCACACUUUCGAGCAACGUGUUUGGAAAGUAGCUCCUGUUACAGUGGGUAACUCGUGCGUCCUUAUGAGUAGAUCAAUGGUAAUGUCAGGUUGUAAAUUAAUGGGUAACAAUCGGCUUUAUCCUUUUACACUCGUAAUGAAAAAUGAUCUAUUGCAACCGAAUACACAAUGGAAAGGACUUCCUGCACAAUCUUAUAUGGCAAAAUCAAUUUUAUCUCAAUCUGUACCCGUUUGUGAUGAUGUCGUCAAAUGUCAACAGAAAUCUAACAACGUUGAUCGACUGUCUUUGUGGUAUAAACAAAUUUUAAAUAUCUAUACGAAUGUCAAUGAACUACAAUUUAUGAAUUGGGGUUAUGCAGAUUUGGAUGAACAUAUUGAUGAUAAUACUGGUUACUAUUCGAAAAAACUUUAUCAACAGGUUCUUACUAAUGUAACACUUACAGAUCAAAAUAUACUCGAAGUGGGUUGCGGUAGAGGUGCUGGUGCUGCCUGGUGUGUUCGUACAUAUGCUCCUCACUCUUAUGUUGGAAUAGAUCCUUCUCGAGAUAUUAUUAACCUAUGUCAACAAUGUUAUUCAACAACUCCUCGACUCUCGUUUACAAUAGGUGAUCCAAAAACUCAUUUAUCAUUUCAAAAUGAGUCUAUGGAUGUUGUUCUUUUGAUUGAAACAACAAACAGUUUUGAUGAAAUAGAAGCAGUGAAGAAAUUUGUUAAUGAAAUUACUCGUGUGCUUACUCCUAAUGGAUAUUUUCUCUGGUGUGGCUUGUGUAAUGUAGAUGGACCAAGUGUAUUGAUUGAUUAUUUAACAGCAAAUAAUGCAUUUAUUAUCAAAGAGAAGAUCAAUAUUACCACAAAUGUUCUUCAUGCACUUGAUAUUCAAAGUAAUUCACGUGCUGACUUUAUUGACCGUUAUAUUCAACCUGCAGAUCAAGAAUAUUGUUGUCUGUUGACUGGAUUACCUGGAACUCAAUCUUAUGAUAAUAUGCAACAAGGACGAGCAGAAUAUUGGCGAGUUGUAUUCCACAAGAACAUGACAAAAAAGACACCUCUUAUUUAA